Molecule: messenger RNA, 1402 nt
Organism: Phanerochaete carnosa HHB-10118-sp
Lineage: Eukaryota; Fungi; Basidiomycota; Agaricomycetes; Polyporales; Phanerochaetaceae
Exons: 5
Coding region: 64-1320 (418 amino acids)
Biological process (GO): L-serine biosynthetic process
Cellular component (GO): cytoplasm
Molecular function (GO): O-phospho-L-serine:2-oxoglutarate transaminase activity; pyridoxal phosphate binding
Source: RefSeq, a predicted model, not a curated record
CAGUGGUGAGGCAGCUUUGGGAAACCGGAACUGACCAGGUAACUUGUCCAGGAACUGGAAGACAUGGCCACCUCCGCAUCCCACGAUCGCGUUAUUAACUUUGGCGCAGGGCCCUCCGCGCUGCCCCUACCCGUGCUUGAGCAAUCGCAAGCGGGUCUGGUCAACUUCGAGAACACCGGCAUCGGUAUCGCUGAGAUCUCACACCGUUCCUCCGAGUUCACCACGUUCAUCGCCAAAGUCGAGGUGAACAUCCGCAGCCAGCUCGAUGUCCCGCCGACGCACGCUAUUCUCUUCACGCAGGGCGGCGGCUCCGCGCAGUUCGCAGCUGUCGUGAUGAACAUGCUCGCGCGGUACAAGCUGCUGCACCCCGAGAAGGGCGGCGCGGAGACGGUGCUCGACUACGUCGUGACCGGCUCCUGGAGCAAGAAGGCGUGCGAGGAGGCGCGCCGGCUCACCGUCGGCGGGCACGCGCAGGUCCGCGUCGUCGUCGACACACGGCAGCACUCACGCGAUGGCCAGUCCUUCGACAACAUCCCGCCCCACGCCGCGUUCGCGUUCUCGCCGGACCCCGCGCUCGUGUACUACUGCGAGAACGAGACCGUAGACGGCGUCGAGUUCGCGCACGAGCCGGGCAGCGCGACCGCGUUCCCGUACGGCCUGCUCAACCCGAACGGCGAGGCGAAGCUUCUCCCGCUCGUCGCGGACUACUCGUCGUCGUUCAUGUGCCGCCGGAUCCCACACCUCGCGGACCACGCCGUCAUCUACGCCGGCGCGCAGAAGAACAUCGGCCCCGCGGGCGUGACGGUGCUCAUCGUGCGGCAGGACUGCCUCGUCGAUGUCGAUGCGGCCGCGCAGCUGGGCGCGAUCCCUGUGCCGACGAUGCUAUCGUGGAAGACGCUCAGCGACUCCAAGAGCCUGUACAACACGCCUAGCGUGCUCUCGGUCUACGUGACUGGCCUGGUCGUUGAGCGCAUGAGGGAGCAGGGCGGACUCCCAUAUUACGAGGAGCUCAACCGCAAAAAGGCGCUAUCAGUGUAUGCAACCAUCAACGAGGGACAGGAGAAGGGCGUGUUCAGGAGGAAGGUGAAGAAUGGCUCGGAGAGUUGGAUGAAUGUCGUCUUCGAGGUGCUUGGUGAGGGUGCGGAGAAGAGGUUCUUAGACGGUGCAAAGGAGCGCGGUAUGACUGGUUUGGAAGGCCACAGAUCGGUCGGUGGCAUCCGUAUCUCGCUCUACAAUGCAAUCACGGAAGAACAAGCUGGCAAGCUGGUGACUUACAUGCGCGAAUUUAUCAUUGAGGAAACGAAAGACAAGCAACAGUGAGAUGUAAGUAAGACAGGACAUCAAUGUAAUUGUAUACGCAUUUCUAUACCUCUUCCUACACCCAAUAUAAGCCAGGAGAUGG